AUGACGAUCAACGAACGGACGACGCUGCUGCCGAAGGAGUACCAGAAGACGUACAGCAUCGCCAUUCCGCAGGACGAUGUGAAUAAUAAUAUCAGCAACAGCACCAACGACGAUGGCGUACUGAGCGUGUACGACAGCUAUGCACUAACAAAGGACGAGCUGAACAAGUACAUUGACGACCCCUGGUGGAUAAAGAUGCGGUACGGAUGCUUUGCUACCUGCUGGAUCGUUUGCCUGAUAGCGCUGGGCAUUUCACUGUACAUAGCGGUCGAUGCGCUCCAACAUGACCUUUGUGGUGCCUCGUUAACCAACAAUGGUACAGCUGCACCAACCACCCCAAGCCCGGACAGCACAACGACGAAUCCUUUCGCAAACGUGGAACCAAGCACGACUGCUUCGAUCGUGUUUGCAUUGCUAAAUCAACCGACCUCGUAA
Messenger RNA from Anopheles marshallii, 435 nucleotides. RefSeq lists its product as uncharacterized. The transcript has 2 exons. Lineage: Eukaryota; Metazoa; Arthropoda; Insecta; Diptera; Culicidae. The record is from RefSeq and is a predicted model, not a curated record. Bases 1 to 435 code for a protein of 144 amino acids.